Messenger RNA from Macrobrachium nipponense, 942 nucleotides. RefSeq lists its product as uncharacterized. The coding region runs from base 1 to 942 and encodes 313 amino acids. The record is from RefSeq and is a predicted model, not a curated record. The transcript has a single exon. Lineage: Eukaryota; Metazoa; Arthropoda; Malacostraca; Decapoda; Palaemonidae.
AUGCCCAUUUGUAUUGUAUUUGAUGCAAGUGCCCGAAUGGACGAGCAGGCCCCUAGUCUGAAUGAUUGCUUAUACUCUGGCCCAUCCUUGACUAGUCAUCUAACUGACUUGUUGCUGAAAUUCCGUCUCGACCCAUUUGCGGUAUCGGCAGACAUCAGCAAAGCCUUCUUACGGGUAGGUCUCCAACCUAGGGAUCGUGAUUAUACACGUUUCAUUUGGCUAAAAGAUCUUAACAAUGAAAAGGACCUUCAAGCCUAUAGGUUUAGAUCAGUUCUCUUUGGAGCCACCUGCUCGCCUUUUCUACUCCAGUCGACCUUGCAACAUCACUUUGAAACCUACCCUAAUUCACCUGAAGUUAGUUUCCUCAUGACCAAAUUUUAUGUGGACAGCUUAAUUGGUUCCUUGCCUACAACAGUCAGCCUCUACAGCCUUUACAAGGUUGCAAAGGAAGUUCUGUCAGAUGCCGGAAUGCCUUUAAGAGAAUUGAUCAGUAAUGAUCCAACCUUCAACGAAAUGGUAAAACAAGAAGGUGAUGAAACAACAGAAGGCUCAGAUCUUGUCAAAGUUCUAGGACUUCAUUGGAACUACAAGACGGACCACUUAAGCAUAAAACCCCCUACCUUUGAGAACGCUCCGCUUACCAAACGGCUACUUUUGAGCAACCUUUCAAAAGUAUUUGACCCUCUAGGAUUGUUUGCUCCCAUAGUUGUACGAGCCAAAGUUCUUAUGCAAAAGGUCUGGAAACUAUCUAAAAGGUGGGAUGAUGUUUUGCCACCAGAACUUCAAGAAGAGUGGUCGAAGAUCAAGAAAGACCUUGGGAACAUAUCUUACCAGGAAUUCCCACACUCCACAGCCAACAGAGGGACUAACUACUCUCUUUACAUAUUCUGUGAUGCUAGUGAAAGGGCCUAUGGGGCUGCAGCCUAUUUGAUGGACCAAUAG